Sinocyclocheilus grahami is the source of this 479-nucleotide messenger RNA. Its product is annotated as ubiquitin carboxyl-terminal hydrolase 47-like. The transcript has 3 exons. The record is from RefSeq and is a predicted model, not a curated record. NCBI's taxonomy places the organism in Eukaryota, Metazoa, Chordata, Actinopteri, Cypriniformes, Cyprinidae. The annotation marks the transcript as partial.
UUCCUUGUGUUUGUCUGGGUGCAUUGUGUGAUUGUCCUCUGGGUGAUCAGCUGAUGGAUCUUGAGGGAGUGGUGCCACUGGACUGCUGUCGAUUGGUCAAAUAUGAUGAGUUUCACGAAUAUCUAGAACGUUCGUAUGAAGGGGAGGAAGACAUGCCUAUGGGUCUGCUGCUCGGCGGGGUGAAAUCUUCAUACAUGUUUGACCUGCUCCUGGAGAUCCGCAGGCCUGACCAAGUGUUCCAGCCCUACAAACCUGGAGAGGUGAUGGUGAAGGUCCAUGUGGUGGAUCUGAAGAGUGAGUCUAUUGCUGCUCCAGUCAGUGUCAGGGCUUAUCUCAACCAGACUAUUACAGAGUUCAAGCAACUCAUUGCACAGAUCAAGCUAUUCUGCAUGCAUCCAGUGAAAAUUAUGAUGGUGGAGAAUAAGCUAGAGGUUCACAAGGACAAAACUCUCCGAGAAGCAACAGAAAUGGCAUACAAG